Limulus polyphemus (Atlantic horseshoe crab) is the source of this 1582-nucleotide messenger RNA. RefSeq names its product thioredoxin reductase 2, mitochondrial-like. Gene Ontology annotation, biological process: cellular response to oxidative stress; cell redox homeostasis; glutathione metabolic process. Lineage: Eukaryota; Metazoa; Arthropoda; Merostomata; Xiphosura; Limulidae. Gene Ontology annotation, molecular function: glutathione-disulfide reductase (NADPH) activity; flavin adenine dinucleotide binding. The record is from RefSeq and is a predicted model, not a curated record. The transcript has 6 exons. Bases 31 to 816 code for a protein of 261 amino acids. Gene Ontology annotation, cellular component: mitochondrion; cytosol.
AAUGGAAAAAGCUUGUUCUUUCUAUAGCAAAUGGCUCAGCUGGUCACGGGCAACAUGGCUGUUAAAGGAACCAAAUUUUUGUGGAAAUGUUUGCCAGUUCAUGUGGAAAAGGCUGACAGGUCACAACUGAGGGUAAAAUGGAAGACUGAAGAAGGGAAGACUUGUGAUGAUGUGUUUGACACUGUCUUGUUUGCUGUUGGAAGACAAGCCCAAACCAGUCGAUUAAAUCUGGAUAAAGUUGGAGUGAAAACACAUCCAGAUUCUCACAAAGUUCUUGCAACAAAUGAACAGUCUUCCGUCUCUCACAUCUAUGCAAUUGGAGAUGUCUUGCAGGGUAAACCGGAACUGACUCCUGUAGCAAUCAAAGCUGGAAAACUCCUUGCUCGUAGGCUGUUUGAGAAUUCAAAAAAACAAAUGGAUUAUGAAAAUGUAGCAACAACCGUGUUUACUCCCCUAGAGUACGCUUCUGUCGGGUUAUCUGAAGAAAAAGCCGUAGAGAAACAUGGAAUACAGAACUUAGAAAUUUAUCAUGCUUUUUAUAAACCUUUGCAGUACACCUUAGCAGAAAGGGAUGCAUCACAGUGUUACUUAAAGGCUGUUUGUUUAAGAGAGCAUCCACAGAAAGUCAUAGGUCUUCAUAUGACUGGGCCUCAUGCUGGGGAAGUUAUGCAAGGUUUUUCAGCUGCUCUCAAGUGUGGGCUGAAUAUCGAACUGUUGGAGCAAACCGUUGGAAUUCAUCCCACUGUAGCCGAGGAAGUUGUAAAGUUGAAUAUUAGCAAGAGGUCUGGAGAAGAUCCCACAGUUACAGGCUGUUGAGGUUAAAUCCUCCACCCCUAUUCCUGUCAGUAAUAAUGCUUUCUAGAAAAAAUUGGUACAAUUUGGGAAGAUGCAGUGACUAAUACUAGUUUUUAUGUCUUAACAAGUUAUCUAACACUUCGUUAAAAGGGUUAACGCAAGUUAAUAUCAUGACAGUUAUUCAUCUCAUUAUUGUCUCACUUCUGCGUGAACCUUUAGAAGGUAAUGGAUUAACAUACAGACAUUUUUAUUGAAUAUGAUUUUGUUAAUAUAAUUUGACGUAUUUCAAAAAAUAAUAUAUUUUACCUGUCACAGUCAAUGGCCAAUGUAAGAAACGUUUUGGAAGAAAGCAACCAAAAUGAUAUUAUCACUAACUAAACUGCUACUACUGACAGGCCCAAAGGCUGGGGUGGAGACAGUAUAGAAAAUGAAAGAGUUACUGUAAGCAGACAGUAUGAUGAAGGCUUGUUUUCAAACCCAAUUCUUGGGAAAAACAUUUCUGAUGUUACUGGCUGCAUGAAAAUAGAAAUACAAUUUUUUUGUGUAUAUAAUGUAGAGUUUUGUAAAAAAUAUAUGAUUAUUUAAAAUGGUGAAACUGGUGUUAAAGUUUUCUUCCCAUAACUCGUGAAAACAACUCAAAACAGUCUAGAGAAACGUGGCUUCCAUUAACAGUCUUUUGUAGCAUUCAUCCUGUGUCAUUACCUUAACUUGUUGUUGUACUUACAAACUCAGUUCCAAAUAAAUGGUAAAUAUCUUUAUAUUUACACCUCAGUUGCUAUAGAAUUAA